Molecule: messenger RNA, 2133 nt
Organism: Exophiala oligosperma
Lineage: Eukaryota; Fungi; Ascomycota; Eurotiomycetes; Chaetothyriales; Herpotrichiellaceae
Product: guanine nucleotide-binding protein subunit beta
Exons: 5
Coding region: 347-1408 (353 amino acids)
Biological process (GO): G protein-coupled receptor signaling pathway
Cellular component (GO): heterotrimeric G-protein complex; cytoplasm
Molecular function (GO): protein binding; signaling receptor complex adaptor activity
Source: RefSeq, a predicted model, not a curated record
GUCUGUUCUUGAUCCAACCUCACCACCACCACCCUAUCUCACGCAGCGUCUUCGCUCGACCUGCGGCACAUCGCCAUCGCCCUCUAACCUUCCUCGCCACUUUGCCCUCUCUGCUGCGACAAAGUCUCUCUGAUUGAGGUCUACGUGACCGCGCCAGUCUCUCCAUCCCUGAUUCCUCCAACCCCCGAGCUGCUUCUUCCGCGCCGCACUCCUGACUAUCGCUUGCACACCGCGACGAGAUCGUUUUCUACCUUGCGCACACCCCUGGAGCUCGUCGAAUACGCCUGGUGCAAUAUUUGUGCCUUUUCAUUCGAAGUGGUCCGAUCAGGGCCAUCCAACCGACAUCAUGUCGAACGAUUUGACGGGAGAGCAGAUGCAGGCCAAAAUCACGGCUGCACGGAGAGAAGCUGAAGGGCUCAAAGACCGUAUCAAGCGCAAGAAGGAUGAUUUGGCCGACACCAGUUUGCGACAAGUCGCCAUGAACAAUACCGAACCACUCCCACGAAUAGGCAUGAAACCGCGAAGGAAUCUCAAGGGGCAUCUGGCCAAAAUAUAUGCCAUGCACUGGUCUACAGACAGGCGACAUCUCGUGUCGGCCUCUCAAGAUGGUAAAUUGAUCAUAUGGGAUGCCUAUACAACCAACAAGGUCCACGCUAUUCCCCUGCGUUCAUCGUGGGUCAUGACCUGCGCAUAUGCACCUAGUGGAAACUAUGUUGCUUGUGGUGGCCUUGACAACAUCUGUUCAAUCUAUAAUCUUUCAACAAGAGAAGGCCCCACCCGUGUUGCUCGCGAACUGUCUGGGCACUCAGGGUACCUGUCAUGCUGUCGGUUUGUCAAUGACCGAAAAAUCAUCACCUCUUCGGGAGACAUGACCUGCAUGCUGUGGGAUAUCGAGACAGGUUCCAAGGUGACCGAGUUUGCAGAUCAUCUGGGCGAUGUGAUGAGCAUCAGUAUAAACCCAACCAAUGCGAAUGUUUUUGUCUCUGGGGCCUGCGAUGCCUUCGCAAAGCUUUGGGACGUUCGGACAGGAAAGGCUGUACAGACAUUCGCUGGACACGAAUCGGAUAUCAAUGCCAUUCAAUUUUUCCCAGACGGUAAUGCCUUUGGCACUGGUUCCGACGACGCUUCCUGCAGGCUUUUCGACAUCCGUGCAGAUCGCGAGUUGAUGUCUUAUCAGAAUGAGCAAGUGCUCUGCGGCAUCACCUCGGUCGCUUUCUCCGUGUCCGGUCGUUUGCUCUUUGCGGGUUACGACGACUUUGAAUGCAAGGUUUGGGAUACACUUCGUGGUGAUAAAGUGGGCUCUCUCAAUGGCCAUGAAAACCGAGUUAGCUGUCUUGGUGUAAGCAACGAUGGCAUCAGUCUAUGUACUGGAUCCUGGGAUUCUCUCCUCAAAAUCUGGGCUUGGUAAAUUUGGGAGUGCUAUGGGGAAAAGAAUAUAUUCUCUUUUCAUUCACGGCGAAAUCUUCAGAUGAUUAAUCUCGAACCUGGCGAGCGACAACCGACCAAAAAUCCAUCAUCGGCCGACAUUUCUUCCAUUACAUCAAAUCACGACAUUACACAACCCCCGAUGAGAAUCGCAGGAAACGAGAAGUUGGAGCAAUUGCGGCCUUUUUUGUGCGAUCGACCACAAGCAUUCCACACGAGAUUUUGCUGACUUACUUGGACGAGGAUCUCCGCCACUCAAUUGUACGGCAGAGAAUCCCUGGAUGGGUAUCAACGCAAAAGGGGUUCCAGUGAGGAGGGCGGCUCUUUUCCCCUUGCUUUUGCCAGACAGAGCGUGCUCGUGCUGGUCUCUUUUUUAUCGUCUACGAUCAUGAUGACAAAGUGCCUGGUGCAGACGGAGUUACUAUGUUACGUUGCCAUUGCCGCCACUGCUUGUACCUAGGUGUAUACCUGUGGCGUCGUCCUUACUCUUCCUUCUUUGUUCCUUUUUUCCGCAGAAGUUGUGAGGUCUGUCUUACGUGGAGAGAUGUGUGUGUGCGUGGCACGUUGACACCACCGGGAAAAAUAUCACUUUGAUGCUUCCAAUCCUUGUUCCUCUUUUUUACCAAACCAAAAAAUAGCGUGUCAACAGUAGCGCAGAGACAAUUCGAAACAAAAUCUUCAAGAUGUCUAGGUACCCUAGGUCUUCAC